GGUCCGGCAUGACCCCAUAAACUGUCCUGACAUUGAUUCUGGUCAGCUUCUACAUCGGUCCGGCAUGAACUGUCCCGACAUUGAUUCCGGUCAGCUUCUACAACGGUCCAGCAUGACCUCGUAAAUUGUCCAGACAUUAUCUGUUACAACGGUCUGACACGACCAUACAGUGUCUCCUAUCCUAUUUUAUUUUCCUGUUUUGUUACUCUCUCCAAACUCAAGUUGGUUGGUUCCUAUCCUCCUUGAGUUUGAGGGGGGCUGUUAGAAUAUAAUAUGUAAAGUGUUUAAUAAUUAUGUUUUCUUCUUUCGGUGUGUGUUAAUUAGUAUCCUAUGUGUAUCACCUUUCCUCUCUAUAAAUGAGUGUUGUAAAUCAUAUCAAUAAUAAUAUUCAUCAAUACAAUUUAUUCUCUCCUCUCUCUCUCUAUCAAUUUAUCUUACAUUUGCUAUGUAACUUCAUAAUUGUGUAUUGAAUUAAAAUGUGGAAGAAAAAAAAAUUCUGCCUUUUUCGUUUCUUGUGUUUAAAGUUUUUGGGAUUAUCAGGAUUUUUGAGGUGUUUUUGAGAUUGCAAAAGGAAAAUUUAGUGGGAAUUGUGCUGAGACUUGAAAAGAGGAAUUUGAAAUCAACUUGAGUUGAACAGAAGAAAUUUUAUUAUAUGUUCUGGAAUAAAUUAAUCAAAUUGGUCAAGUUGAUCUAAAUUUGACCUUACGGAAACUAUAGAAUCGGGCUUAGAUGAUUAGUAAAUCAAUAGCAGCUUCUAAAAGCGAGCAAAGUUGCAUUUUUGACGGGUUUAUUAUGCACCUUACCUUAGCUUGAAAUUUGCACAUGCUUUUCAUUCAUUAUUCGGAAUUCCACAUAUUUUACAGGUAUGUAUCUCAUUUACCACUUUUUCACUCCCUUUCAAAAUGGUCUUUACAAUACUCAGUAGUAUCUAUUACACAUAGGCGUGGUUGAUAUAUUGUUCAGAUGUAAUAUAGAUGUGGAUGGGAUUCAUUGUGAGCUCAUUUGCAGUUUAUCUAGCCAUUUGUAUAGUUGUAAAUAAACCAACAAUAGUAGAUAUUCUCCAUUUUGCCUUUGUCUGGUUCUUGCGUAACAGAGAGGCUACGAGAGAUUAAGGCAAAUUUGUUUCACAUGUCUACUUUGAAGAUUGGGUUCGGAUGGUAGAGGAAUAGCAGGAAACAAACAGGCAAACCAAGAAAUGGAAUCUCAAAGUAUUCCUUCAAAAACUACCCACAUGCAUCAACAUGGGUAUGAUAGCAGUGAAGCUAGAUAAAUUGUGAAUUAAGCAUUACGGAAUUAAUGAUGGCCUACGAUUUAACAAAAUUUCAUGGAGGACGCUAUCUAUGGCUGCAAAGCUUAUAAAAGCUUGCUUUCUAGGAUGCAAUGGUGGUUAAAUGGUGCAAUGUGACAGAGAAGAAAUCUGGACUCCUAUGAAUUAUGUUCAUCAAGGCUAUUGUGAAGAGCGGCAUGGUGAAAAAUGAUUCAUAUAGCCGACCACCUGAUUGGUACAGAAGGCUUAAUUUGGUUUGAGUUUAAAUAAUUCCGCUGCUUCCUUGUGGGAGGUGCCAGACAUUUUAGAGUUUGACAUAUCAACAUGCCAAAAGAGAGAAGAGAUCGUUCUGUGUCUUUCGAUAGGUCCAGGGCAUCUCCUUAUCCAUGCAGCUCUAGCCGCUCAAAACGAUCAUUGCCCAAAAAUCCUCCUGAAAGUAAAGAGAAUGUGAAAGAAUGGGAGGAAGCGCGAUGCCCUGUCUGCAUGGAACAUCCACACAAUGCACUUCUCCUCUUGUGUUCGUCCCAUGACAAAGGCUGCCGCCCUUAUAUGUGUGACACAAGCUACCGCCACUCGAACUGUUUUGACCAGUUUCGCAAAUCAUUUGCUGACGCAUCAUCAGAAAUGCCUCAGCAAGAAAGUACUCAACUUACCGUGGAACACUCUACCGAUGGUUUGAUAUCAGAAUCAACAGUUACCGAUUUGCAGAUUGAAAGAAGUGAGGAAGAAGGAUCCACCUCAAUGCAACCCAUGUUGUGUGAGAACCAAGCGGAGACAAAGCUGGUGUGUCCUCUCUGUCGUGGGCAUGUCACGGGGUGGACUGUAGUUGAUUCAGCCCGACAUUUCAUGAAUGCAAAAUCAAGAAGCUGUGCCUGCGAGACUUGCAAUUUCAGUGGCCCAUACACAGAUCUGCGAAAGCAUGCAAGGCUGGAGCACCCUUAUGUGCGGCCAUCAGAGGCAGAUCCAGAGAGGCAGCAAAACUGGAGGAGGUUGGAGCGGCAGAGAGAUCUCGGAGAUUUGAUUAGCACACUACAAUCUUCGAUUGGAGAGGAAAGAAGUGAUGAAAGCGCUUUAUCUUCUUUCGAUGAAGGGGGCUGGCUGACCGUGUUUUUUCUAAUUCGGGUUUUCCGACCCGGGACUAGUUCUAGGAGCAGUAGCUGGUCCAGUACCUCAAGAGCCAGAGCACAAUUGACUAGAAGGAGAUCAACAAGACUUUGGGGGGAGACCCAUGAGAGGGAAACCGGAUCCAUUUCAAGAGAUGACGAUAACGAGUCGUCAGAUGGUGGGUCCAGCUCUUGGAGGCCACGUGAGCGGAUCAGGCAAAGACCCACACCGGACAAUGAACAGUGAUUGUGAAAUUUCUCUUUUUUUGCAAUUUGCUUGAUUAUUUUAGUUUGGAUUCUUCAGCUGAAGAAUGGAAAGCAAGAAGUGCAAAUUUAUUGGCUCGGGCUUUGUUCUGUUCUAUUGAGUGUGGAACGGUUAUUGCUGGACAUUGCAGAACGUGUCGCGUGCCAGAGAAAGUCGACACAACUUAAUUUUAUUGGUUUAGAACCUAAAACAGUCCAUAUAUAUACCUUUCUUUGGUGUUAUCUGUCAUUGGCAUCGCUUGUGGGUGCUGCAAUUAUUUGUGAGUUUUUUUCAAAUUGAGAUUACAUUUGAUUUGUGAAUCUUGCUUUUAUAUGAAUCUUAGUAUGCCAAAAAAAAAAAAGAGAAAAGGAAAGGGUGUAAUUGAGUUGCAAAUAAUUGUUGAUAUUUGGAAUAGUUGUAUGUUUUUCAGA
Messenger RNA from Camellia sinensis, 3045 nucleotides. Its product is annotated as MAP kinase kinase kinase, putative (DUF1644). Lineage: Eukaryota; Viridiplantae; Streptophyta; Magnoliopsida; Ericales; Theaceae. The record is from RefSeq and is a predicted model, not a curated record.